GUCACUCUCCAAAGCGUCAUCCCCGUUACAAUUUCCUACGCAUCACCACCACAUCUCUGCGAUCGACCAUGGCGCAAUACUACAACCAGUACGGCGCCUCUGCAUCGCCCUCAGCGACCGAGAACCUCCAAUUCUACCAUGGCUCCUACCAGGCCGCGCCCUCACAAGCCCCCCCGGCCAGCUACGGCGUCCCUCCUGGCGGCGGCUAUCGCGAACAGACCGGCCUGAGGACGGGGUGGCUGGCGGCCUUUUCCGCAGAAGGCUACGACAACGAGCCGUCAUUACGAGAGGAGCUGGGCGUUGACUUUGCACACAUGCAGGCCAAGACGCUUGCCGUCCUCAACCCGUUUUCUCCCAUCGAGCGGCUGGAGCAUGUUAUGAACGACUCUGAUUUGGCUGGGCCUUUGCUGUUUGUGAUUCUGUUUGGCGCCUUUUUGCUUUGCAGCGGGCAGGUCCACUUUGGCUACGUUUACAGUCUGGCGGUUAUGGGCUCGAGUACGUUGUACAUGAUUCUCGGCUUGAUGACGCCCGACACUCCGCAGGGAUAUCCUGGGGCCGAGCCCACGGCUAGCACACUGACGUUUACUCAGAAUGCUAGUGUGCUGGGAUAUAGCUUCUUGCCGCUGGUUCUGACGUCGUUGGUUGGUGUGGUCAUGCCUCUGGACUGCAUGGCGGGAUACAUCAUUACGAGCUUGGCCAUCUGCUGGUCGACUUCAAGAUCAAGCGCCAUCUUCUGUGCCGUCGGCAAAAUGAAGGAUAUGCGCGGACUGGUGGCGUACCCAGUCGCCCUGUUCUACGUUGGAUUCGGCAUCAUCACCAUCUUCAACAGCCGAGGAAAGGCGCAAUGAGUUGACGGAAGCGACUAUGGGUUAGAGGAAUUAUUGAUAUUGGAAUCGGAUAUGGGAAAAGCGCACUACGAGGGGCGAGGGCUUGGCUUCCUCUGAGAUGUAGGAAUCGGGGGAUCAUGUCGGCUUGUGGCCCUUGCCACUUGGCAGCUUGGUACAGUGGGAAAAGCACCGACUUUACUUGGAGCGAAAUCUUCGGCAAUGGUGCAAAAUCCUCGCCACGGAGCGGAGAGAAGACACAUAGAGGUUUAUAAUGGAGUCCUAAAACGUUGUCAAGCUAGCUUUUCGGUAGCUGAGCCCCCAGCGAAUAUCGUGUGUAUAAUAAAUAAUUAUUUACGAAGCA
Trichoderma atroviride IMI 206040 is the source of this 1188-nucleotide messenger RNA. RefSeq lists its product as uncharacterized. The record is from RefSeq and is a predicted model, not a curated record. Gene Ontology annotation, biological process: endoplasmic reticulum to Golgi vesicle-mediated transport; vesicle fusion with Golgi apparatus. Gene Ontology annotation, cellular component: membrane; trans-Golgi network. NCBI's taxonomy places the organism in Eukaryota, Fungi, Ascomycota, Sordariomycetes, Hypocreales, Hypocreaceae.